UUGGGUGCCCCCUCACCCCUCGAGGGACACUUUGCGAGGGGCACCGCGUUUUGGGGGGGGGCACCCCACAGUGCGCAGCGGCACCCACUUUGGGGUGCACCCCCCCCCAGCAGUGACCCCUCCCAAUGCAGUGGGGUGCCAGCAUCCCCCCCUUGAUUUGGGGACCCCCGCUCCGUGCUGCAGGAAGCAGCACAUUUAGGUGCCCCCCCACGUGGCACAGGGGUGCCGGGGGGAGGGGACACACGAGUGGGUGACCCGUGACCCCCCCAUGGUGGCAGUGGGUGCUGCAGGGUUUUGGGGUGCAGGAGGGCCGUUGGGUGCCCCCUCCCCUCCCCGUUUCCUGCCCCGGCGGGGCCGGAAGCUGUGGGUGACGCAGGUGACGCGGGGCCGUGACAUGGGUGACACGAGUGACACGGGGCGCGGGUGCUGGGCCCCCACCCUGCGGAGGGGCCCUCCCUGACCCCCCCUCCCCACAGCCUCUUCCUCCUCCUCCUCUUUCUCCUUCCAUCCCUCCUUCCUUCUCUGGCCCCUCCCUCCAGCUCUUCCUCCUUCCUCCUUCCCUCUCUCCGUCCUUUCCUCUUUCCUCUCUCCCUUCUUCCUCCAUCUCUCCUUCCUCUCCUCGUCCUUUCCUCCCUCCUUUCUUCCUCCAUCUUUCCUUCCCUCUGUUCCUUCCUUCUUCCUCCCUCCCUUCUUGUUCCCUCUCUUCCUCUUCCCCUCUCUCCCUCCCUUCUUUCCUUCCUCCUCCCUCCUUCAUUCCCUUUCUCUUCCUUCUCCCUUCAUCCCUUCCUCCAUCCUUCCCUCCAUAUUCCUUCUCCCUCCUCCUUUCCUCCCUUCUCCUUCCUUCCCUUCUUCUCUUCUUCCUUCAUCCCUUCCUCUGUCCCCCUUCCUCCAUCCUUCCCUCCCUUCCUCUUCCUCCUCCACCUCUUCUUCCAUCCCUCCCUCCUCCAUCCUUCCCUUUUCCUUCUCCCUUCUCCAUCCAUCUCCGUGUCCUCCUUCCUCCCUCCCUCCAUCCCUCCUUCCCUCUCUCCUCUUCCUCUCCCCCACCUACGGGGACCCCCCACCCACCUCCAUCUCCCCCUUCUCCCCCAGGUCUGACCCCCGGCCAUGGGGCUGGGCAGGACGGGCAGGACGGGCAGCUGCCCGCGUGCGCCGGGGGGGCGGCCAUAGGGGGGACACCACGCCAUGGAGCCACCAAAGACCCCCCCCGCCACCACCCCCGGGGUCCUGGCGGCACAGGAUGCCAUCGUCUUCUCAGGGGCGGGGGCCGAAGGGGUGACCCCCCCCGCCGUGGUGACACCCGCCGUGGUGACACCCACCGCAGUGACAGCCGGUGGCACCGACGUGUUCUGGGCCAGCCUGCUGCAGGCCCAGCUGUGCGUCCAGGAGCUGCAGGGAGCGCUGGACGGACAGUGGGACGGGGGGGACAACAACUGGCCCCCCCAGCAGGGCUGGGACAGCGCUGGGAGCAGCCGGCACCAGUGUGGGGCUGCGGCGACGGGGGACAAUGUCUUACACCAGCACGCAGCCAGCGGUGGGGGCAUCUCGCCCAGAUUGAUGCCCACGGAUGAGACCAUCUCGCCCAGAUUGAUGCCCACGGAUGGGACCAUCUCGCCCAAGACUAUGACCACGGAUGGGACCAUCUCACCCAGACUGAUGCCCACGGAUGGGACCAUCUCGCCCAAGACCAUGACCAUGGAUGGCACCAUCUCACCCAAGCUGAUGCCCAUGGGUGGGACCAUCUCACCCAAGUUGAUGCCCACAGAUGGGACCAUCUCACCCAAGUUCACGCCCAUGGGUGGGACCAUCUCACCCAAGACCAUGACCACAGAUGGCACCAUCUCCCCCAAGCUGAUGCCCACAGAUGGGACCAUCUCACCCAAGUUCAUGCCCACAGAUGGGACCAUCUCCCCCAAGCUGAUGCCCACAGAUGGGACCAUCUCACCCAAGUUCAUGCCCACAGAUGGGACCAUCUCACCCAAGUUCAUGCCCACAGAUGGGACCAUCUCCCCCAAGCUGAUGCCCACAGGUGGGACCAUCUCACCCAAGUUGAUGCCCACAGAUGGGACCAUCUUCCCCACGGAUGAGAACAUCUCACACAAGAACCAAGGCCAUGGAUCCACAUACAAGAGCAUCUUCCAAGUGUCCACAGGUGGGAACAUCUCACACGAGCAUGAUGGCCAUGCGUCUACAGAUGGGAGCAUCUCCCCCAAGUUCAUGCCCAUGGACGAGAACAUCUUCCAUGAGCACCACGGCCACAGAUCCGCAUACGACAGCAUCUUCCACAAGUCCACAGGUGGGAACAUCUCACCCAAGUCCAUUUCCAUGGAUGAGACCAUCUUCCAUGAGCACCAAGGCCAUGGAUCCAUAUCCAUCUUCCACGUCUCUGCAGAUGGGACCAUCUCACAUGAGCAGAUGCCCACAGGUGGGACCAUCUCGCCCAAGUCCACACCCGUGGACUUGGGUCCCUACCAAAGCUGGGGAUUUGCGUACGAGAGCAUCUCGCAUGUGUCCAUGGGUGGGGGCAGCUCCAACAAGCACCGUGGCCACGUGUCUACAGAAGGGAGCAUCUCACCCAGGUCCGUGUCCAUGGAUGGGAGCAUCUCCCCCAUGGAUGAGACCAUCUUGCAGGAACACCUGCUGAUAGAUGGGACCAUCUCACCCAAGUCCACGCUCAUGGAUGGGACCAUCUUGUACAAGUCCAUGACCACAGACAGGAGCAUCUUGCCCAUGACCAUGACCAUGGGUGGGACCAUCUCGCAGGAGAACAUGCCCACAGAUAGGACCAUCUUGCAGGAAAACAUGCCCACGGAUGGGACCAUCUCACCCAAGUCUGUGUCCAUGGACAGGAACAUCUCACAGGAGCAUGUGCCCAUGGACAGGAGCAUCUCGCCCACGACCGUGACCAUGGAUGGGACCAUCUCACAGGAGGACAAGACCACAAAUGGGACCAUCUUGCCCAAAUCUAUGCCCAGGGCCAUGACCAUGGAUGAGACCAUCUCACAGGAGAGCAUGACCAUGGAUGGGUCCAUCUUAUACAAGUGCAUGACCAUGGAUUUGACCAUCUCGCAAGAAAACAUGACCACGGAUGAGACCAUCCUGCAGGAGAACAAGCCCAAGGAUGGAACGAUCUCACCCAUGACCAUGACCACAGAUGGGACCAUCUGGCCCAAGUUUGUGCCCCAGGACAGGACCAUCUUGCAGGAGAACACGCCCAUGGAUGGGACCAUCUCAUCCAAGUCCAUGACUAUAGAUGUGACCAUCUCGGAGGAGAUCAAGCCCAAGGAUGGAACGAUCUCGCCCAUGACCAUGACCACAGAUGGGACCAUCUGGCCCAAGUUUGUGCCCCAGGACGGGACCAUCUUGCAGGAGAAAAAGCCCAUGGAUGGGAUCAUCUCAUCCAAGUCCAUGACUAUGGAUGGGACCAUCUCAGAGGAGAUCAAGCCCACGGAUGGGACCAUCUCGCCCAUGACCAUGACCACAGAUGGGACCAUCUGGCCCAAGUUUGUGCCCCAGGACGGGACCAUCUUGCAGGAGAAAAAGCCCAUGGAUGGGACCAUCUCAUCCAAGUCCAUGACUAUGGAUGGGACCAUCUCAGAGGAGAUCAAGCCCACGGAUGGGACCAUCUCGCCCAUGACCAUGACCACAGAUGGGACCAUCUGGCCCAAGUUUGUGCCCCAGGACGGGACCAUCUUGCAGGAGAAAAAGCCCAUGGAUGGGACCAUCUCACCCAAGUUCAUGACCAUGGAUGGGACCAUCUCAGAGGAGAACGUCCCCAAGGAUAGGACCAUCCUGCCCAUGACCACGGAUGGGACCAUCUCACCCAAGCAGCACGACCCCCAAAGCAGCGAGGAUGAGGAUGAUGACGAUGAUGAUGAUGACGACGAUGGCAGCUCCUCGCGGGAUGAAGACCCCGGUGACGGUGACGAUGCUGACGACGAGGAGCCCCACUUCCACACCAACCCCCUCUUCCAGAGCCGGCUGCCCCCACCCAUGGGUGCCCCCCAGGGGGUUCCCCUGUACCGCCCCCACCAAGCUGCCCUGCUUGUCACCGUGGGGGGGGACAAUACCCCAGGGAACACUGGGGGGUGUCCCCCCCUGGCCUGUACCCCAGGAGGGGAUGUCCCCAGUGCUGCGGAGUGGGGACCCCCCCGACCCCCAGGCCUGGCACUCGCUGAGCCCCCGGAUCAACCCCUGGGUUUUGGGGACCCCCCGGGACCCUCCACCCCCCCAGCGGGGGGUGACCGGGACCCCCCCAGCCCCGGUUGCCCCCCAGGAGAGGGAGACCAGGAUCUGCCCCUCCCCAGGCCUGUGGCCCCCCCACAACCCCCCCUGGGAGGGGGGUACCAGCCUCCCUCACCCCCCCUAGAUUUCACCCAGGGAGGGGGGGACCAGACCCCUCCACUCCCCCCAGAUUUACCCCCAAAAGUUGGGGACAAGCCCCCCCCUAAACCAUUGCCCCCCCCAUAUUUGCCUGAGGGAAGGGGGGACCAGAAACCCCCAACCCCCCCAUACCAGCCCAUGAGGGGGGGGUUCCGGCCCUCCCACAGCCCCUUGACCCCCUCAAGUCACCCUCAGUGCCCCCCCAGCCCGUUGACCCCCUCAGAGCCUCCCCCCAGCCCCCCAUAUCAGCCCAUGAGACGGGGGUACCAGCCCCCCCCCGCUGUCCCCCAGCGCCCCCCCAGCCCCUCAUAUCAGCUGAUGGCAGCGGGGGUCCAUCCCCCCCCGAGCCCCCUGACCCCCCCCCAUCUCCCCAAGUGCACUCCCCGCCCUGUGACCCCCCCAAAUCUGCCCCCCAGCCCCACAUAUCAGCCCGUGGCGAGCUCCCCACUAAGCCCCCUGACCCCCCCGGAUCCCACCCCCUCAUUUCACCCCCUGGGAGGGGGUCACCAUCCCCCUGCCCCCCUCUCCUCCCUUCCCCCACGGGGUCCCUCAGCCCCGGGGGGGGCUCCAGGAGGUCACCCCCCCACAUUGGGACCCCGCUGUUCCCGGGUGUCCCCGGGUGUUUCCUGCACGGGGGGGGAAGCGGCGCAGGGUCCCCCCCCCGUCACCCCAUCGUCACCGCACCCCAACGUGGAGGAGCUGUCCCCCCCUGCGACGGCCCAGGAGCCCCCCCUGGACCCCCCCGCCAGCACCCAGGGGUGCCCUCCGGGGGGGUCCCCAGUGUCCCCGGACCAGCGAGGGGACGCGCAGCGCUUGGCCGCCCGCCUCUUCCACCUCGAUGGCUUCAAGAAAUCCCAAGUGGCCUCAUUCCUCCGCAAGAACAAUGAUUUCAGCGCGAUGGUGGCCCAGGAGUACCUGGAGUUGUUCCAGUUCGGGGGGCAGACACUGGACCAGGCGCUCAGGUCGUUCCUGCAGGCGCUGGUGCUGACGGGGGAGACGCAGGAACGCGAGCGCAUCCUCAGCCACUUUUCCCGGCGCUUCCAUCACUGCAACCCCGGCGCCUUCCCCUCCCCUGACGCCGCGCACACCCUGACUUGUGCCAUCAUGCUGCUCAACACCGACCUCCACGGGCAGCGCCUCGGCCGGGCCAUGACCAGUGCCGAAUUCAUUGCCAACCUCAGCGGGAUGAUGGAUGGGCAGGAUUUCCCCAGGGAGCAGCUGAAGGCUCUAUACAGCUCCAUCCGCAACGAGAAGCUGGCGUGGGCAGCGGAUGAGGAGGAGGAGGAGGAGGAAGGCAGGGGGGGCAGCCCAGCCCCCCCGGGCCGUAAGAAGAGCAACCCCUUGGUGGAGCUGCCGGGGGGGGCCGGGGCGCUGACGUACCGCAGGGGCUGGCUGGCCAGGAAGGUGCUGGCGGAGGCUGACGGCAAGAAAACGCCGUGGGGCAGACGAGGCUGGAAAGCCUUCCACGCCGUUCUCAAAGGGACAGUCCUCUAUUUACUCAAACCUGGGGGGCGAACGGGGGGUCCCCCCCGGGCGGGAGCCUCCCCGGCCCCCCAGGAGGAGGAGGAGGAGGAGGAAGAGGGGGCACCCGAGGCUGAAGAACCUUUGGGGGUUCACCACGCCUUGGCCGAACGCGCCAGCAAAUACACGAAGCGCCCCAACGUCUUCCGCCUGCAGACAGCCGACUGGCGCGUCUUCCUCUUCCAAGCCCCGACGCCGGACGAAAUGUUCUCUUGGAUCUCGCGCAUCAAUUUAGUGGCCGCCCUCUUCUCCUCGCCCCCCUUCCCCGCCGCUGUCGGGUCCCAGCGCCGCUUCGUGCGCCCCAUCCUGCCCGCCGCCCCCAGCCGCUGCCCCCCGGAGGAGCAGCAGCGCUGCCACGAGGAGUGGAUGGAGCGGGUGGCCCAGGAGCUCCACGAGCACCAGCGGAACCUCCCCGAGAAGCGGGGCCGGGCGCUGGACGAGCAUCGUCUGCGGAGGGAUUACCUGCUCUACGAGCGCCGCCGCUACGAGACCUACGUGCAGGUGCUGGAGACGUGGCUGAGCGCGGGCGCCCAGGACCUGGAGCGCUGGGAGUCGCGGGCAGGGCCAGCGCUGACCCCCCCGGAACCCCCCACCCUCACCAAGGCCCAUUCCAGCCCCUCGCUGGCCCCCGAUCCCCCCCAGGCCCCCACUGUCCGCGUCAAGAGGAACAUCUCCGAGCGCCGCACCGUCAGGAAGAUUGUCCCCAAACGCAACAAGAACCUGCUGUGACAGAUGGGGGGGGGACACUGAGGAUGGGGACACACACACCCCUCAAUUCACCCCGGUACGAGGUUCCUUCGGGCACCACCAGCAUUGAGCCAACUCGGAGGGGCUGCGAUUUAGGAUGGGGAAACUCAGGGAGACCCCCCGUAUAAAAAUAAAAGGGAUGGGGGGGUCACAGCAUCCCCCCACUAAAUAGAAAGCAUGGGGGGGGGGUCACACCCCCCCAGAAACAAGGGAUAGGGGGGUCACAGCCCCCCUUGCCCCCCCCAAAAGCGUCGCGCUGCACUCCCUCCCUGCUGCUCUGCAUAGUGCAAUAAAGGUGUACGUGUCACCGCUUCCA
Molecule: messenger RNA, 6964 nt
Organism: Columba livia (rock pigeon)
Lineage: Eukaryota; Metazoa; Chordata; Aves; Columbiformes; Columbidae
Product: PH and SEC7 domain-containing protein 4-like
Exons: 13
Coding region: 1183-6630 (1815 amino acids)
Biological process (GO): regulation of ARF protein signal transduction
Cellular component (GO): ruffle membrane
Molecular function (GO): guanyl-nucleotide exchange factor activity
Source: RefSeq, a predicted model, not a curated record